Messenger RNA from Plasmopara halstedii, 1672 nucleotides. RefSeq lists its product as uncharacterized. NCBI's taxonomy places the organism in Eukaryota, Oomycota, Peronosporomycetes, Peronosporales, Peronosporaceae. The transcript has a single exon. The record is from RefSeq and is a predicted model, not a curated record. Bases 1245 to 1535 code for a protein of 96 amino acids.
GUGGGUUAGGAGAAUGCUGCACUAAUUGAAGAAGAGCAAGCAUCGAGGUGGAAUCUAAGCAAUCAUUGAUAUGGGAAUUUUCGAUGUUGCAUUUUUAUAUUAGAACUCUCGACAAAUGUGGGUCUCAACUACCUAUUCUGCAAACGAGAACCUUUUAGCGACAAGACUUAAGAGCGUCAGAAGGAGUGGUAAGAAAACAGCAAAAAUUGAGUGGGUGAAGUUUAUCUCGUGGAGCUUCUAUUGGAGUUGCUGGACGGUCAAGGCCGUUAGCUGGCUUCUUCCGGUCGCUUAGUAUACAUCAGAGAGGCUGCUUGUUACACGAGUAGCGUGACUACUACUCAACUUUAAAGCGAGUGGUGAAAAGAGAAGACGGUCACAAAACUCUAGCAGGUCCCCUCCGUCGUCGCUGUAUGAUCGACGGUAGACUACUCCCCUUUCGCCAUCGGAAAGUAUUGAUAAACAAAAUAUUGAAACGCUAUCAACUCGUUGGUUGUCUAGUUCGUAAUCGUUCCAAUGAUAAGGCCGGCCAGACUCAAACCAUGGUGGAAAGACAUUGAGUGGAACUAAAUUUUUACUUGGGGAAGUUGCCUACAAGCACUUCUGUGCUUGUUCCACCGUUAAAAAGCAAUUGGUACGGGUCGGCUUAAGCUUAUAACGCACGAUUCGCAAAACUAGGCUUUCGAGUAGAACACUGCACUGGGAAGCUCAGAGUGUAUUCCGGCUGCUUUAACGCAUUUGAGUCCGCCUAAGAACUUAAGGAGCUGAAUCAAUCUGACUAGUACUUGCCACAAUUAUUUUGCACAGCAUGGCUCCGGAAGGUGAAAUCAAGAAAUGACUCCUACGUCAAAGGUUAUAUUCGAUAUGUGCCUUGUGGUGCGUACGAAGUGUCAAGAUUCUAUCUAUGCGAUUGCUUGUCUGGUGUUACAAAGCAAGCAGGUAACAUCGUUUCCCUUACACUCGGUAAUGGCAAAUCAAGAUCAAUAUAAAUUGUGCUCGUGCCAUAUUCUCGCAGAGUUUUACUUCUAAUUGCACUCGUUCAACUCCAACUAAGUAAUAACAUAGUCUUUCUCUUCCUUCCAAUUUGUAUUGUCUUCUAGUCAGUUCUCAUGUUAUGUUUGUAUUUCACGAUGUCGUAACACUAUCUCUUGCUGACUUAUCAGUCUAUCAAUUGGGUUCAAGCACACCUUUUGUUAAUAGCAGCUAAGUCAUUAGUAAGCAGCGGUGAUGCGCCCGUUUGUAUUUUCAUGUUGAUAUUGUGUCUUUCGUGGUCGAUGUUAAUUGAUGCAUUUUUGAGGCAUAUUAAACGUCAGUUCUUCACCAUCUCUUAUGUCAUAGCAGUAGAGACAGCGCUUCUUCUACCUGUCGGUAACAACGGGUGCUGUGUGGUCAUCUUCUCGUGUACUCCGGCAUUAUCUCGAACCUUAUGCUCAAUAACUCCAAGCAAUCUUUCAUGUUUCGAUCAUUUGUUUCCUAAUGCUGCCGAGCCACUUAUCGCAGUCAGCCGAAUGGAUUGUCCUUCUCGAGAACAACUCUAAACGAGGAUUUCUCUCCGUUUACUCCAUCACUGUCCCAAAAAAUCGUAUUUUUGCAGAUGCGCGUAAUUCCACGAAUGCAUUGUGUGACUCCUUUCUACGCUUCAUCCAAGCUUUAACGAUGACUUUUAAACUUCAUC